This is a messenger RNA of Aureobasidium musti, 891 nucleotides long. NCBI's taxonomy places the organism in Eukaryota, Fungi, Ascomycota, Dothideomycetes, Dothideales, Saccotheciaceae. The record is from the annotation of a GenBank genome assembly.
AUGAGCCUCGCUGACUGGAUCCCACUCCGUUCUGGACUAGCCAUGCCUGUUCUCAUGGCCUUCGCUCUUGGCGCACUCGUCACAACGACCAUUCUAAAGUCAAGAAGUGGCAAUUCUCGACCACUUCAGGUGUCUACUCACAAAUUCGAACUUCUCAUGAUUGGACCAUCUGCAAAGACCUACAGGGUGCACGACUUAGUGCUGAAAAUGCCUGAUAUCGAUGACGAGGCGUUGGUCACUCAGGGUAACAUCAAAUCCAUGAGUAACGAAGCAAGCGUAUAUCUCAUACUUGGACAACACCCUCGAAUNCCAGAAUGUCUCUACGUCAGUCACAGUAAGGACUUGAUCAUUCUCAAGUGCUACCCUCAUGGCAACCUCAGAGGGCACCUUGCGAAAAUCUCAAGUGUUAGCCCGACGGAGCUAAGGAAGUGGGCGCGACAGAUGAUAGAAGGGGUUGCAGAGAUCCACCGAAACGGCAUUCGGCACUCAGAUCUCAGACUCGACCAGUGGCUAUUGGAUGAGAAACUUGAUGCUCGUCUAUGCGAUUUCAACGCCUCUGGUUUCGACGCAAACGAGAAACUGGGUUUACAGGAGAGCAAGUCUGUUGGUCUUGAGGCGUAUAGUCACUUCAUGCCGCGCGACCCAGAGACCAACAGCACUGUGCUUUCAGAUCUCUUCGCGCUCGGUUCAUCAUUGUAUGAGCUCGAAGUUGGCGACAAACCNUUUGCUGAACUGGAAGGAGAGACGGUUACUGAGCAAUUUGAUGCAGGAGAGUACCCAGACGUGAACGCUCUACGUUUUGGCGGUCUCAUCAAACGCUGCUGGAAGGGGAAANNUUUUGAAACUGCUCUUGACCUGCUGGACGCUGGUAUCAAGAGCUGCGACCUCUAA